Molecule: messenger RNA, 2650 nt
Organism: Oryzias melastigma (Indian medaka)
Lineage: Eukaryota; Metazoa; Chordata; Actinopteri; Beloniformes; Adrianichthyidae
Gene: mrs2
Product: magnesium transporter MRS2
Exons: 13
Coding region: 801-2225 (474 amino acids)
Biological process (GO): mitochondrial magnesium ion transmembrane transport
Cellular component (GO): mitochondrial inner membrane
Molecular function (GO): magnesium ion transmembrane transporter activity
Source: RefSeq, a predicted model, not a curated record
AUUUUUUAAAAUUUUUGGCCUUCUUCUAGCUCCAACCUCAGCAUCCGUGGUCCAAGCCAUCUCAAUCUGCUUUUCAAAACAUCUAACAUGCUAUUUCUCUGAUAUAUUCAAAUCCUUCCUGAUCGUAUCCAUCCUCGUAGCUCCCAAAGAAAACCUCAAUAUCUUCAUCUCCUCAAGUCUAUGUGGAAUUUGCAUCUUUUCCCUGCGUAGGUGUUCCCCCGACACUCCAAUUCCCUCCCAAAGACAUCUUCCUCCAAUAGUAAGAGACUCAAUUUCCCCUCAGGUGUGUGUGUGUGUGUGAAUGUUCUCCCCAGCAACAGACUAUCAACAUGAGGGUGUAUCCUGGGGAGCAUCUCUGUGACCCUGCAGAGGAAAAAGUUGGUAUGAAGAGAUGGGUGGAUGGAAAAAAAAUAAAAUCCUUGCGGAAUAAAUUCCUCCUUCCAUCAAUCACCUGAAUUUCCUUCAAAUUUUAAAAUGAGUCUUUUACUAACAAUGUGAAGAUUAUAGUGCGAUGAACAAUAAAAAAGUAAAAUGUGUUUUUCAUGUGAGCUGUUUCUUAACCUCAUUAAAUUUAUAGUGCGAGUAAUGCUCCUGUGCGGAGACGAGCUUUGUCGGUGUACUCUUGGGCCGCGGUGCAUUGUGGUCUGGUAAUGACCCGGGUUAUGAUUAGCUUACGGCUAGCUAAAAGCUAACUUAUUUGUUUUGAGACUUAAAACUCACCUUCAGGCGUUGAUUCGGGACAGCAACAAAACAGAAACCCUUUUCUCAUCCCCUCCUCACCGUGGGCUCCUCAAACCAGAAUGGCAGUCUGCAUAGAGGCUCUCAUGCACAGGUUGCUCUCAUCUGGUUGUUUUAAAGCCUCAAAGAUGGCUUUUGUUGGCAAGUUUCAUUCCAAGCAUCUUUUCAGUUUUCUCUGCUCGUCUCCCUUGAGACUAAAUGGAAGUUCAACUCUUAUCUUCAGCAGUGUGCAUACAGAGGUCUGUCCGCUCAAAUUUACACAAAGUAGUAAAGUGAAUAUUUUAGGUGGAAGAUUUAAUAGUUUGAGCCCAAAUCCCCUGUGGGGUCAAGCUCACUAUGUGUCAAGUUUUCUUCCUUUAAGACCUCAUUCUGCAGCGUUAGCAGAAAAUAACCUGAGAGGAGACGCGGCCUGGCCUGUGUCUUUUGUUCGCCGAAGAGUGACAGACGCUCCCCACUCUAGUGUCUCUCCCACUUUUAUUGUGAUGAACUUUGACCAAGAUGGGAAUGUUACAUCAUUUGAAAAGAAAAAGACAGAACUCUGCCAGGAACUGGGUCUACAGGCGAGAGACCUUCGCUUCCAGCACAGCACCUGCCUUUCUGCCAGAAAUAACUGUAUUAUCCUACGGAUGGCGUCUUUGAAAGCCAUCCUAACCCCACAGUCCCUGAUGGUGUUGGAUUUUCGUGGCCUGGGGCUGGAGCGCUGGUUGAUCAUGGAUCUGGCCCCCCAGCUGGCAUCAGUGACACACACACUGCCAUUUGAGUUCAGAGCGCUGGAGGCCAUCUUGCAGCACAAGGUUAAUACUUUGCAAAGCCGGCUCAACGAUGUAGAACCUGUAAUAUUGGACAUCUUGGAGUCCCUCGUGGAUCCUAAGAUCCUUUCUGCCGACAGAAGCAAACUACACAUAUUGUUGCAAAACAGCAAGAGUUUGUCAGAGUUGGAAACUGAAAUCAAAGUAUUCAAAGACUCGUUGCUGAAGAUCUUGGAUGAAGAUGAGAUCAUCGAGGAGCUUUGUCUCACAAAGUGGACAGAUCCAAGAGUUUUUGAAGAAAGCAGUCUGGGUAUUGACCAUGCUGAGGAGAUGGAACUUUUGCUGGAGAAUUUCUACAUGCAGGCCGAGGAGCUGGGGAACAAAGCCAGAGAGCUGAAAGGACUGAUAGACGACUCGGAGAGCGUCAUCUUUAUCAAUCUGGACAGCCAUCGGAACGUGAUGAUGCGCCUUAACCUGCAGCUGACCAUGGGUUCCUUCUCCCUGACUCUGUUCGGCCUGAUAGGUGUGGCCUUUGGAAUGAAUCUGACCACCGCAUUUGAGGAUGAUCCACGUGCAUUUUGGCUGGUGACGGGCUUCAUGUUCUUGGGCAGCGGGUUGAUCUGGAGACGACUUCUGUCAUUUCUGGGACGCCAUCUGGAACCUUCAGUCCCCCCUCUGAUUCCUCCAGUUUGGAAGAGAAAUUUGAAACCUUCAGACGUGAAACCUGGAGUCAGAUGAAGGCCUGGCGCUACUCUGCAAAAUGCCAAAGACUGCACAUUUAGGGAAAAAAAAUGACUUUAAAUGGUAUUUUCUCCAUUUCUUCUGAGCUCUCUGCCUCUAUCUUUACACACCGGUUUGUUUCAGGCUCACAGCAGGAACAAAACUCUAUCCAACAACCACUGUACUGGGUUUUCAUUCAUGUCCGCAUCAUUAUUUUUUCACCAUGUUAGGGUUAUGACAGAAUUUUGAAUUGUUGUUUAAAUGUGGUUUUUGUAAGAGAGUAAUGUGGAAACAGUGUUGGUUCUUUCAGUUCAGAAGCUGGAGAGGAAGCAAAAAAGGAUUUGAAAAUCCUUAUGGAUGUGUGUUCAAUGUUUUCUGCAUGUCCAAGUGCAGCAUACUGCUUUGGAAAACAACUGUUAAUUAAAUGUAUAACUUAUUAUGAA